AUGCCGGAGAUUGGGAGUCUCAGAGCACUUGCCAACGGCGAGAGCCAGUUCGUUGGCAGCUCCUCUGGUGUCUACUUUAUCAACACCGUGAGACGAGCAUUUUCCGCACAAACCAGCGCAACAGCAGACGCCAACCAGCGGACCAAUGACGUGGGCGCAGAACUUCGCGAUGAUCCAUCACCAGAAGAUUGCAUUGUCGGGGCCGGAGGAGAUGAUGAGACCGAGCCAGACGAGAAUGCGGACAACGCGGGCCACCAUGAAUCUCACCCACAGUCGCACGAUCACCUCUCCCCAUUUUCUACCGGUUCCGACUUCAUCAAUGAUAUGAGCAAACUACCGGACUAUUCAACCGCCAGGAAGCUCGUGAUGACAUACUUCAGAAUUUGGCACCCUUUAGUUCCUUUCUUGCAAGGCCCCGAAUGCCUCGCCGAAUUGGACGCUCUGUACGCCUCUACCGAGCAUGACCGACGCAAUGUUGCGUCUCUCAGCCGUCUAGUCAUCUUCAGAUGCAUCUUCAGCAUUGCGAGACUCGAUAGCGACGUCGCAGUGGACAUAGGAUCUGCAGGGAUCCGAUCAAGCUCCGAUCUACUACCCACCCUGAGCCUCUUGGCUCUACGGAGCGAUGCCUGUUCCAUCCAGGCGCUUCUUAGCGCUCAAGUGUACUUUAUAUCCGUCAUGUCUCUUCGACAUGCGUCGUCCGUCGGUGGUCUUAUUUCAAAGUCCAUAUUCCAGUCCGGCAUGCAUCGCUGCCCCGUUCGAUAUGGCCACCUAUCUCCAGAUGAACGAUCCAUGCGCAAGCGCAUUUUCUGGAGCUUUUAUGUUCUAGAUCGAUUCGUGAGCCAGUCUCUGGGCCACCCUAGCGGCAUUCAAGACUCAGAUAUCGAUCAGACAACACGAUACUACAUCUUCCAGCCAACCACCCCGAAAGAUGUGCGAAAUCCCGAGACAAAGGAGAGUACGAUUCAGAUUCAUCAACAGAAGUGGAAGAAGGGGAUCAAAACGCAGCUCCAAAUAGCGAAGCAAACGCCAGUUCAGCCAAAGCUGCCGCCAUUCUUCGCCACCGUCAAGAGACCCAGAACGUCCUUCAAAACCAUGUCCAUACAUGCUCGGGACAUGAACAACCAGACGAUACUUUUCCUCAAGGCCGACGUUGCUGCCUGGGGCAACGACCUCACAGAACCACGACCCGGUCCAACCCUCAUGAACAUUCCAGAGCUCACUCCAGAUCCAACCGUCUUCCCAUACAUCACCUAUCAUUACACUGUCCUUCUACUCAACAGACCGUCGCUGUCAUUGGACUCAAGAUGUGCCGAGUUUCGUGCGGCACUACAAACAUGCAUCAGUGCCGCUAAGGCCAUUGUACCAACUGUCGAUCAGUAUCACCAGACCGGAGGACCGUUGUUUUGGCCCGGCUACAUGUCUGCCGUCUGGAUGAGCGGUCUCGUGCUGGCGCUUGCAGCUCGUGUGAAGUCAUACAGUCUCUCUAGAGCUAAGUCGUAA
Molecule: messenger RNA, 1500 nt
Organism: Colletotrichum chrysophilum
Lineage: Eukaryota; Fungi; Ascomycota; Sordariomycetes; Glomerellales; Glomerellaceae
Exons: 3
Coding region: 1-1500 (499 amino acids)
Biological process (GO): DNA-templated transcription
Molecular function (GO): zinc ion binding; DNA binding
Source: RefSeq, a predicted model, not a curated record